UUAACAUUUAUUAGCAAUUUGUUCUGUGUCACAUACUCACAGUCUGUGUGAGCAAAGAAGAAGAAAGAGAGUACACACAUUCAUUCAUGCUUUUGUGACCUUGGCCUAUAGAGAGAAUCAAAAAUCACACACAUAUUCCCUCAUACUAUUCUCUCUUUAGGGCUUCUCUCUUCUUCAAUCCUCUAGAAAUUUAUUUAUCCACAAUUAUAUAUAUAUAUUCAACAUGCAUUCGGCGGCGGAGGAGGCAGUAGUGCAGAACCCUUUGAAGAGGAAGUUUGAGUGCAUGGACUCCAUCGACCCUGAACCCAUGGAUGCUACUCCUCUGAUCAAUCCCAAAAAUUUCCAACCCAGAAGGUAUCAACUUAAGGUGUAUGAAAUUGCACUGAGGAGAAACACUAUAGCUGUGCUGGGAACUGGGGCUGGUAAGACUAUGAUAGCUGUUAUGAUGAUCAAAGAGAUUGCUAAAUCUAUAAAGCUCCAAGCUUUCAAGAAAUUGAUUGUUUUUUUGGCUCCUACUGUUCAUCUUGUUCAACAGCAAUGUAAGGUUAUAAAGGAGCAUGCAGAACUUGAAGUGGAAGAAUACUAUGGAGCCAAAGGGAUUGAUGAAUGGAAUGCCAGCUGCUGGGAAAAGGAAAUUAAUGAACAUGAUGUUCUAGUCAUGACACCUCAGAUUUUACUGGAUGCCUUGAGGAAGGCAUUCUUGAGUAUUGAAAUGAUUUCCUUAAUGAUAAUUGAUGAGUGCCAUCAUGCUACUGGGAACCAUCCGUAUACAAAAAUAAUGAAGGAAUUUUAUCACAAAUCAAACGAAAAGCCAAAGGUUUUCGGAAUGACUGCGUCCCCUGUAACUAGAAAAGGUGUCUCAUCCAUCAUGGAUUGUGAGGAACAAAUAUCCGAACUUGAAAGCAUCUUGGAUUCGCAGAUUUAUACGAUUGAGGAUAAAACAGAACUGGAAGAAUUCGUCCCCUCAGCAAAAGAAACUUGUCGAUUUUAUGACCAAGCAGUGUAUUCUGAUCUGGUUUUGAAAGCAAAGUUGGAACAUUCGUUGGUGAAGUUUGAUGCUUUGUUGCUCAAGUUGGAAGAUUCACUGCCGUGUCACUGUAUGGACAUGGAUGAUAACUAUAAGACACUUAGAAAGCGGUUUUCCAAUGACAAUGCAAAGAUUUUGUAUUGCCUUGAAAAUCUUGGUCUUUUAUGUGCUUUUGAGGCUGUUAAAGUUUGUAUAGAGAAAGUUCCCAAUGCCAAAGAAGAAUGUGAAUUUCAUAAAAGAGGUUCUUUACAGUACAAAUAUUAUCUUGAAGAAGUGCUGUCUAUUGUUGGUGGAUCAUUGCCAUAUGGCCCAUAUGGCCAUGAAAAUCUUUUGGAUGUUGGAUCUGAUGUUUCAAAAACAGUUGCUACUGGAUUUAUAUCUUCAAAAUUACAUGAACUCCUUCAAAUUUUUCAAUCAUAUGGAGGAGCUAGGCAAGUGCUGUGUCUCAUUUUCGUUGAAAGAAUUAUAACAGCUAAAGUUAUUGAAAGAGUCAUGAAGAAAACUGCAUACUUACCCCAUUUCACAGUUUCUUAUUUAACUGGGAGUAAUUCAUCAGUUGAUGGGCUGGCACCAAAAGUGCAAAAAGAAACAUUGGAGUCAUUCCGCUCCGGGAAGGUCAACCUACUAUUUGCUACAGAUGUGAUUGAAGAGGGAAUUCAUGUCCCAAAUUGUACUUCUGUUAUACGUUUUGACCUGCCAAAGACGGUUCGUAGUUAUGUUCAAUCACGGGGACGAGCUCGCCAAAAUGACUCCAGAUUUGUAUUGAUGCUUGAGAGGGGCAACUUAAAGCAAAGAGAUCAAAUGUUUGACAUAAUUAGGAGCGAGUAUUCUAUGACAGAUACAGCUAUAAAUAGAGACCCUGAUGCCUACAUCUUGAAAUCGUGUAACAUUGAGAAAACAGAUUCAUAUUAUGUAGAUGCAACUGGAGCUUCGGUAACUGCAGAUUCUAGUGUCAGUGUCAUCCGUCAAUAUUGUCAAAAGCUCCCUGGCGAUAAGUACUUCAAUAAAAAGCCCAGUUUUCAGUUCUUGUUGUCAGGAGAGUUGUAUCAGUGCAAGUUAACAUUACCUCCUAAUGCAGCUUUUCAAACAAUAGUUGGUCCUUUAAGUGGGAAUUAUAAGUUAUCAAAAAAGCUUGUAUGUUUGGAGGCUUGUAAAAAGUUGCAUCAGAUGGGAGCUCUUGAUGAUCGUCUUCUCCCUUACAAAGAAAAGCCUACAGAAAAUGAGUCUACUCUAAAGAACAAAGAAUCAAUUUUGGGUGCAGGAACAACAAAGAGGAAGGAGUUACAUGGGACGACCUGCACGCGUGCACUAUACGGAUCUUGGGGAGACAAUCCUGACGGUGCAUCUUUUCAAGCCCACAAAAUCGAUUUCUCUUGCAAUAUUGCUGAUGAACAUUAUUGCAGCUUUGUUCUCUUGAUUGAGUCAAAGCUAGAUGAUGACGUAGGAAAUGCUGAUGUGGAGCUUUACUUAGUUUCAAAGUUUGUAAAAGCUUCUGUUUCUUCAUCUGGGCAUAUACAUCUGGAUGCUGAACAGGUGUUGAAAGCAAAAUGCUUUCAAGAAUUUUUUUUUAAUGGGCUAUUUGGGAAGUUAUUCCUUGGAUCAAAACAAUCAAGGGAAGGAAGAAAAUUUCUACUUCAGACGGGAGAGAAUUUAUGGAACCCAUCAAACAUGUAUUUGCUUUUACCCUUGGAGUCAUUAAACAUUCCAAGUCGUGAACCUUGGACAAUUAACUGGAUGGCAAUAGACUCUUGUGUUUCUGCAGUGGAAUUUGUGAAGAAAAAUGCUUGGUUAAGUACUGAGCAAUCUAAUGGUGACCGGAGAAAUUCGUUAAUUGAUAAGACAGAUUCAGUUUGGACCGACUGCAAUAGCACAAAUGUUAUCCACUUGGCAAAUAAAUCAGUUCCUAUAAACGACCUUGGAGGGAUGGUGGUCUUGGCCAUUCAUACUGGAAGAAUUUACUCUGUCCUAAAUGCAGUUGAUAAUACAUCUGCUGAAAGUCCUUUUGAUGGAAAUUUUGAUGCAAAAGAUUCUAGUUAUUCAUCCUUUGCUGAUUACUUCAACAAAAAGUAUGGGAUUGUACUGAAGCAUCCAGGACAGCCUUUGUUGUUACUAAAGCAAAGUCAUAAGGCUCACAACCUUCUCGUGGAUUUCAGCAGUCAAGGUAGUGAUAAAAUGGUUGUUGAGAAGGAACGGCAAUAUGCUCACAUGCCACCUGAGCUUCUUGUCGGUUGUGAUGUACCUACAGAUGUUUUAAAAUCAUUUUACUUGCUACCUUCCUUAAUGAAUCGGCUGGAGUCUCUGAUGUUGGCCAGCCAGCUUAGAGAAGAGAUUACUUGCCAUUCUAGCAGCUUUCAUAUAUCAAGCUCAUUGAUUUUGGAAGCCAUCACAACUCUUACAUGUAGUGAAAGCUUUUCAAUGGAGCGUUUAGAGUUGCUUGGAGAUUCUGUGUUGAAGUAUGCCGUUAGCUGCCACCUCUUUCUAAAAUAUCCCAAGAAACAUGAAGGACAAUUAUCGGCACAGCGCUCAUGGGCUGUCUGUAACUCAACCCUAUAUAAAUUGGGAAUUGAUCGCCAUUUACAGGGUUACAUACGAGACUCUGCUUUUGAACCCCGUCGUUGGAUUGCUCCAGGACAGCGUUCAAUAUUUCCUUGUCCUUGUUCAUGUGGGGUGGAUACGUUGGAAGUUCCUUUGGACAGCAAAUUUCUCACUGAAGACCCGAAAGUUAUGGUUGGGAAGUGCUGUGAUAAAGGUCAUAGGUGGAUGGGUUCAAAAAGCAUAUCUGAUUGUGUUGAGGCACUAAUAGGAGCUUACUAUGUUGGUGGUGGCUUGGUUGCAGCCCUUCAAUUGAUGAAGUGGCUUGGUGUUGAUGCUGAACUUGACCCCUCACUUGUAGAUGAAGCUAUUAAAAGUGCUUCUCUCCACUCUUACAUCCCAAGGGCUAAUGAGAUUGAAACUCUAGAGGCAAAGCUUGCAUAUAAUUUCUCUGUCAAAGGUCUCUUACUGGAGGCCAUAACACAUUCAACUGAGCAAGAAUUAGGGAUUGACUACUGUUACCAGAGACUUGAAUUUCUUGGCGAUUCUGUUUUGGACAUACUUAUCACAUGGCAUCUCUACCAAAGCCACACAGAUAUUGAUCCAGGGGAGUUGACAGACUUGCGUUCAGCCUCUGUUAACAAUGAAAGUUUUGCGGCUGCUGCUGUGAGACGAGACCUUUAUCAGCAUCUUCAAAUUUGCUCUGGAGUUCUUUUAAGUCAAAUAACUGAUUACGUGAAGUCUCUUUCUGGUUCUCAUAGCACCACCAAGUCACUCCAAGGCACAAAAGGUUCAAAGGUUCUUGCAGACGUGGUAGAGAGUAUUGCAGGGGCAAUACUAAUUGACACCAAGCUUAAUCUGGAUGAAGUGUGGAGAAUAUUCAAACCCAUAUUACCUCCAAUUGCGACACCAGACAAGCUUGAACUGCCUCCUCUACGGGAACUGAUUGAACUAUGUGAUUCUCUUGGGUACUUCAUAAAAGAAAAUUGUAUUGAAAAGGGAAAAAUGGUGCGUGCUGAGCUGAGUGUACAGUUGAAAGAUGUUCUUCUGGUUGGUGAGGGAUUUGGGCAGAAUAGAAAAGUUGCAAAGGGACAAGCGGCUCUUCAUUUGUUGAAGGACCUGGAGAAUAGAGGAAUAUCAUAUGCAAAGAGGAGAAAACAGGGCCCUGAUAAUGUUGGUGUUCCGUCUUUCCCAGACUCGAGUAAUACUGAUUGUGGCCAAACAGAGACGAUAUGCAACAAAAGGCAAAAGAAAACUACCACUGAGUUGCACUCAAAGCUGAUCGGAGCUACUACCCUCAGCGAUGACAGUUCUGGGAAAGCUUGUGAUCCCAAGCUAAACAUUCCAGUUAUUGCAUCGAUUGACAUGAACAAAGGAGGACCUCGAAAGUCACUUUUUGAGCUUUGCAAGAGACAGCAAUGGCCAAUGCCUACAUUUGAUGCAACAGAACACAAAUCAAGAACUCCCAUACAAUUUAAUGGACGCGCUGAAAGACAAGGUUUUAGUAGUUUUGCCUCUAAAAUCACGUUGACCAUACCUGACUCUGGUGUCUUCGAACUCACUGGAGAGCAAAGAGCUGAUAAGAAGAGUUCUUUCGACUCUGCGGCACUCCUCAUGCUGUAUGAGCUUCAACGGCAAAAAAGGCUCAUCAUUGAUGAUGCUGUUUGAGCUUCAACGACAAGGAAAGCUCUCGUUGGUGAAGUAUGGAGGCCAUUUUCCAUUCCAUCUUCGACGAUGGAGGCCAUUUUCCAUUCAAUCUUUGACCUCCCCCUAUUUAUUCUUCAUAAAAUAGAGCAUUUUAGGGAGGAUGUAAGUAAGAAUAAUGUUGUGUAUAUAUCAUAUAGCAUCUUGUACAUUUCCUUCGCAUUUUGUAAAUAAUUUUUAAUACGACAUUUUUUUUUUUUUUUGCC
Molecule: messenger RNA, 5469 nt
Organism: Cornus florida
Lineage: Eukaryota; Viridiplantae; Streptophyta; Magnoliopsida; Cornales; Cornaceae
Product: endoribonuclease Dicer homolog 3
Exons: 25
Coding region: 224-5227 (1667 amino acids)
Biological process (GO): siRNA processing
Cellular component (GO): cytoplasm; nucleus
Molecular function (GO): ribonuclease III activity; protein binding; RNA binding
Source: RefSeq, a predicted model, not a curated record